CAAGUUGAUUCAUUUUUUAUUGCGACAACAAUGAAAGUUUAGCUUCCGCCAGCAAUGGGCGUCUCUAUUGAACAAGGCCACCGCUACCCCAUGAGACGACAUCGUUUAGUACCCGACCAUUUCGUAACAUUCGAAUGUUCCACGUAAAGUUAUUAAUGAAGAAAACAACACAUCACAAUCAAAAGCCACUGUCUCCAUAAAACAGAAGAAGAUUUUUCCAGUGACAUUUUUCUCCAGUUAAAUCGUCGAUAAUGUUAAACCUCAUCCGUCGCAAAAACAUUCCCAUCACUUCCACUUUCUCUCCACUCUAUUUCUCUUCAAACUCCAUCAAAAACACUAACACAAACAACAUCCUCCAAAUCCUAACAAACCCCAAAAACAACACCAACAUCACAAAAGCCACGUCACUCACCAAACAACACCUUCAAAACUCAAACAAACCCACAAACACAUGUUUCUCUCUUUUCCACGCGCUCAAUUCCAACCACACCACCACGCCCCGCUCAUUCGAAAUUCUCAUACUCGCACUCUGUCAACUAUCUCUCAUCCAAGAAGCCCAUUGGGUUUUCAACAACCUUAACCCUAAUCUACCUCCCUUACGCGCCUGCAACGCGCUUCUUCAUUCGUUAGUCAAGACGGGGAAGUAUGAUUCCGUGUGGCAGGUCUAUAACAACAUGAUCUCGCACGGGCUUUCACCUACUGUCAUCACGUAUGGGGUUCUAUUGAAUUGUUGCUGCAACCAGGGUGAUUUGAGCAAUGCCCGUAACGUGUUUGAUGAAAUGCUUCAAAGAAGAAUUGAACCCAAUGUGGUGGUUUACACUAUUCUCAUUCGUGUUUUUUGUAAUGAGGGUGAAAUGGAAGAAGCGGAGAGGGUUUUUAAGUUGAUGAGAGAAACUGGUGUGGAUCCUAAUUUGUAUACUUAUGUUACUCUCAUUGAUGGGUAUUGCAAAAUGGGUAAUGUUAAACGUGUUUUUGAAUUGUAUAGUGAUAUGCUAUGGAAUGGUUUGCAUCCUGAUGUUGUGACUUUUGCUAAUUUAGUGGAUGUUUUGUGCAAGGCGGGUGAUUUGAAGACUGCACGAAACUGCUUUGUUUAUAUGGAUAAGUUUGGUGUUUUUCCUAAUUCGCGUGUUUAUAAUGGUUUGAUUGAUGGAUACUGUAAGGCAGGGGAUUUGGUUGAAGCUAGGCGAUUGCGAGAUGAAAUGAAACGGAAUGGGAUUUUCUGGGAUGUUUUUACGUGCAGUAUACUUGUUAAGGGUUUGUGUGACUUGGGUAAGUUUGAAGAAUCUAAGGAUUUGAUGGAGGAGAUGGGAAAAGCAGGGGUUUUUGCUAAUGCUGUGACUUACAACGUGUUGAUUGAUGGAUACUGCAAAAUGGGGGAUAUGGAGAAGGCUAUUGAGGUUUGUUCACAAAUGACUGAGAGGAAGGUAGAUCCCAAUGAGAUCACAUUUUCUACAUUGAUUGAUGGGUUUUGCAAGAUUGGUAACAUAAAAGCUGCUAUGGGGUUAUAUACAGAAAUGGUUAUCAAAGGUCUUGUGCCUGAUGUGGUGACUUACACGACUUUGAUUGAUGGACAUUGCAAGGAUGGGAACAGCAAAGUAGCUUUCGAACUGCAUAAGGAGAUGCUGAACGCAGGACUAACGCCAAAUGUGGUCACAAUUACUUCUUUGAUUGACGGCCUUUUGAAAGAUGGAAGGACUUACGCCGCAAUCAGAUUUUUCUUGGAGAAAACUGGAGUUGGUUUUGCUGGAUAUAAAAUGGAUCAUAGUGAGUCGUGUUCUCCGAAUGAUGUUAUGUAUGCUGUUUUAAUUCAAGGUUUAUGUAAAGAUGGACAUGUUUUCAAGGCCACCAAGUUUUUCAAAGAAAUGAGAUGCAGUGGUUUCAAACCAGACAUGGUUCUUUAUGUAAUCAUGUUGGAGGCACAUUUUCGAUUCAAGCACAUGGUUGAUGUAACGAUGUUGCAUGCAGACAUGCUGAAGAUGGGUGUUCUGAGAAAUACUUCCAUAUGCCGUGCAUUGUCUACGGGCUAUAGAGAAUUGAGAUUUGAAGCCAGCUCGAAUGUGUUCUGAGCAAUUAGUGGAAUAAGGCUUUCAGUGUAUAUUUUGAUUCCUUGCAGUUGAUGCAAAUUGGACCCCUUUGACAGCAAGGUAACUAAGAAAGCUGCUUGAGUUAGAAUACAAUGACAAACGAAUUUGAUCAAGUUGGUAAAAUCACAAAUGCUGCUGGUGCUUGAUAUAUCACAAUGAAUUUCUUAACAUACCAUUGAGUUUUCACUCCAGUUAUUCCUUUGCUUGUGUCUUGCAUAUUUGGCAAUCAAGCAUUUAGUAGCACAUAAAAAAAAAUCUGUUUCGAUCAUACCCAAGAUUUUGGAUAUAUUGAGAAACUUGCAGUCCAACAUGACUGAUAUGGCCACAGUUGCAAUUGCAGUCAUGGACAGUUUGUUUUAUGCAUCCAUGGUCAUGCACAUAGCAUCACUACAAAACAAUCAUACAUAGACAUAUCAAUGAUUGGAGGGGGUUUGGAUUCCCACUUUUUAAGCUUUGAGACGGAGAACUGAUAUAUUCAGACAAGAGUAAAUCUAUGGAGCACCAUUUCAGUCUUCUAAGAACUAAACACAUACUUGAGUAAAACUAGAAGUGAUCUCGUAUGCGUCCUUUACUAUUGAUUUGUAUAAACAACCAGCUUAUUUGCUUUGUUUUGCUAUAAAAACUUAUAAAUAAGUAUUGACUUCCAAUA
Molecule: messenger RNA, 2733 nt
Organism: Lathyrus oleraceus (garden pea)
Lineage: Eukaryota; Viridiplantae; Streptophyta; Magnoliopsida; Fabales; Fabaceae
Product: pentatricopeptide repeat-containing protein At5g61400
Exons: 1
Coding region: 252-2066 (604 amino acids)
Molecular function (GO): protein binding
Source: RefSeq, a predicted model, not a curated record